UGACUCCUGGACUACGGUAGCCACGGGUGCGAGGUGAGAGGAGCUCGCCUUGUGAUUUUUGGCUUCCCCCAAAAAACUCACGUGUGCGCUUUGCGUGCACGCGGAGAAGUCUUUUUCGAAGAAAGACCAAUAGUUGUGGAUAAGGGGAAAUGGAUCACUCUUUAUUUGGAUGUCUGCGGAGCCCUCACGCCCCGGCCCAAGCCCUGCACCCGGCGUUCACACAGUCCUCGCUGGCUUUGCACGGUCGCUCAGAUCACGUCUCCUACCCUGACCUGCCGGGACCUUCGCCGCCCUGCAGCUACACAGGGGAUGAGGCCAGCUUUGGAGGACCACAUCAUAGAGUUCACCCCGCUCCGCAGCAUCCACAUCACUCGCAGCAUCAACCUACAUGGCACGUACCGCAGAUGCCGUCGAUCGGUGGCGAACGUCACGGCCUCUGUCUGUUGCACGCCGAACCUGCAGCGCCAGAACUGUGUAGCUCUGGGGGAACAGGUUCCCAGGGUUUGUGCGCGGGUAACCCAACGCUAGCUGAUAGUGACCCCUCUAGGGUGUCAUGUGCGUCAGGCGAAUUUGGGAGACAGACCAUGUCUAGUGUUGAACCAGAGAGACGGAAUAGCAAAGGAAAGAGCGAUAGUUCAGAUUCGCAGGAUGGGAGCUACAAGUCAGACGUGAGCAGUAAACCCAGGAAGGAGCGUACGGCGUUCACCAAAGAACAGAUUCGAGAACUGGAAUCCGAGUUCGCCCACCACAACUAUCUGACACGGCUCAGACGCUACGAAAUCGCUGUCAACCUUGACCUCACGGAGAGACAAGUAAAGGUGUGGUUCCAGAACAGAAGAAUGAAAUGGAAACGUGUGAAGGGUGGACAGCAAGGUGCCGCUGCACGGGAGAAAGAACUCGUGAAUGUAAAGAAAGGAACUCUCUUACCCUCAGAGUUUUCACCUUUAGUGGGGCUUCACCAUCCCCUCGGCUCUCCAAGCAAUGAGGAAGACAGUCAUGAAAGUGACCAGAGCUCUGAGCAUGCACAUUUAUGAUGCCCGGGGUCCACCCACUCAUAGCCUGCCAAGUUCCUCAGGAAUCAACAAUGUCGGCACUCAAAAACCCAUUAAUAACUUGUACCAGGCCGUGUUUUGUUAUUGUGCUAUUUUAUGCGGAGUGGUUAGGGUUUGUUCCUGGUCUGUGUAACAGAUGCUGGAGGGUUGCGAACCCGAGCUGAGACCUAACAAAAGGGAUUUAAAGGUGGUCGCACUUUUUAAUUUUCCGAAAACUGGAGGGUUAAAUGGAAACUAUGCAUUUUUGCUCAUGUGUGACUUUAAUUUUGAAACUUGUAAAUAAAUGUAAGUUUGAAUGUUUUACACAUUCCACAUGAGUGCCUUAAAGAGGAUUUUUGCACUGUUUUAAUUUUUGGCAUAACUGAUUUCUACUGUAUUUAUACAGAUCACUGAUUACCGAGCACAAAUACAUCAUCUGUAAUAGCACAGACAAUGUAUUUAGUGUUCAUUUAUUUAAAAGAAAAAACCAAACAACCACAAUUAAUGACAAAUUGUAGCACACUUGUUUACUUGAAGGGAUAGUUCACCCAAAAAUAAUAAUUCUGUCAUCAUUUACUCAACUUCUAUUUUUUUUACAAACCUGUAUAUAUUUCUUGUCUUGCUUAACACAAAGAAAGAUAUUUUGAGCAAUUUUUGUAACCAAACUGUUUUGGAGCACCAUUGACUUCCAUAGUAUUUUUUCCAACUAUGGAAGUCAACGGUGCUCCUGCCUUUUGCUUGAUAACAAAUAUAUUGCUUUGUGUUCAGCUGAACCAAUAAAUUUUUACAGGUUUGUAACAAAUUAAAGGUGAGUAAAUAAUGACAGAAUGUUCAGUUUUGGGUGAACUUUACCUUUAAUUUCAAACAAAAGUUUUUUUGUAGAUAGUGACAAACAUCGUUUUUGUACAUUUUUACAACAUGCUGUUUAUUUGCUCUGAACAGAUAUUUCUUUAAGCCAAGCAAAUGGGUUGAAAUAUUGUUUGUAAGGUUUUCAUAAACAUUUUAAUUGCAGGGGGAGAUACAAUGCCUUAUAGUGAUGUCAUUUUUCAUUUGCCAUGUUUAAUGUGUACCAAAGGACUGCAAAUAAUUGUAUGAAUGAUCACUGAGGAGUUUAGAGUAGUAAAAGCGCUCUUUAUAUCUGUUCAUAUGUAAUUACUCAGGUACUACAUUGUAAUACUAUAGUAAUUGCGAAGUAAUGGCCUAUUUGUGACCCUGGACUACAAAACCAGUCAUAGGGUAAUUUUUUUUAAAUUGAGAUUUAUACAUCAUCUGAAAGUUGAAUAAAUAAGCUUUCCAAUGAUGUAUGAGUUAUGAGAUAUCUGAAGAUCUGGAAUCUUUUUUUAUAUAUUUACAGUAGGAAAUAUACAAAAUAUAUUCAUGGAACAUGAUCUUAAUAUCCUAAUGAUUUUUGGCAUGAAAGAAAAAUGUAUAAUAAUGACAGCCCAGUCUCACGAAAUUACGGAGCCCCUAAGGGGACAUGGAGCAAAAAAAUUAUAAAGUUUAGUUUCGCGUGCGCACGUGAAACUAUCGCGUGCUCACGUGAAACUAUCGCAUGCUCACGUAAAACUUUCAUGUGCGCACGUAAAUGAAAACUUUUCAUUUACGUGAGCAUGCGAUAGUUUCACGUGAGCACGCGAUAGUUUAAAAAAAUUCUGCACAUCAAGGUUUUGCGUGGGCACAUGAAACUAAACUUUAGUUUUUUUUACUCCAAUGUCACCUUAGGGGCUCGGUAGAAAUUACGUACCUAUAGUCAAGUAAUUUUUUUAUUCUUUAUUGUGAUAUUGUCCAACAUUUUCCACAUUUUUCGUGAUCGUGUCACAAAUUUCUGUUUAUGUGUCAUUAGCCUCUUUCACACAGUAAUUCUGGUAAAUUACCAUGAAUUUACCAGAAUGAAUUUACCAGUAAAUACAAAAAUGUGCUGUUCACACAUGCAGUGACGUUCCGUCGUUUUACCAGUAAGACAUCAUUCACACAUCAGUAUCAAAAUACCGGUAAACUCGGAGAGAAAGCGGAAGUUACCUGUGGCGCGCGGCCGGCGACCUCCGUCCGUGUCGUAUUUGUAAACGGCGGGUUAUGACUUAAUAUCCACGGUCCGUAUUUUGUUGUUUUCACAUCUGUGGCAAACGGUCGCGAAGUUGCUUGUGACCAAACAACAUUGCGUUAGGCGGCGUCAAACGGAACCUGCGCAUUUGCACAUUAGGCUUCACAGAUGGUGUGCUAAGGACGUCGGCAAUUUGGCAAUUAGAUGGUAAGCUGUUUUAAACAACUUUGGUGAAGAAAUGUGGAUGUUAACUUCAGGUGUGCUCGACUUUUAAGCAACAUGUGUGUGGAAACGUCCGUAAACAGUCUGGGGGAAACCGCGUCACCUGUAUAAAAAACUUUCUGAUUGGCCCACCCGAUCUGUAGCGCGGUCUGACGUCAUCUAAAUGCCGGUAAUGCUAUAUUUUUCGUUCACACACAGCGCUUACCGGCAAAUUACCGUUAAUCUUACAACCUGUCUUACUGGUAAAUUGGGAGCACUGAUUUACCGGAAAGGUUCUGUACACACAUGACAUGUUAACGGCAAUUUACCAGUAAAUUACCAGUAAAGACUGUAUGUGUGAAAGGGACUAUUGUCAUGUAUUGGUUACUCAACUGUUUUGUCCUAUUUUCUUAUCAUUGUCGCUUCAGUUUAGGGUUAGAUUUACAAGGAAUAUAUCCUUAUACAAACCCAACUCUAACCCUAACACCAGGUGACAAUGGUUUAAAAAUCAGAAAAUAUAAAAAAUUAAUCAGAAAAAAUUGUAUAAACCAAUACUUAAAGUGACAUCCUAACGCAAACACCAAAUCUAACCCUAAACCAAAGCGACAAUUGUUUGAAAAUAGGAAAAAGCAGUUGAGUAAGUAAUACAUGACAAUGACACAUAAACAGAAAUUCCUGAUACGAUCACGAAUAAAUGCGGAAAUUCGUUACAGUAUCAUAAAAAAUAAUAAAAAAUGACAUGACUAUAGGUACAUAAUUUUGUGAGAUUGGGUAUAAUUUUGACCCAUACAAUGUACUGUUGGCUAUUGCUACAAAUAUACAUGUGCGCCUUAUGACUGUUUUGUGGUCCAGGGUCACAUUUAUGAGUGCAACACGGCAGACUUUAUUUCUAUAUGACAUUUUGAUCUGUUUAGUUCAGUUUAUGGUAUAGUUCAUAUUCUUUUUACCUUGUAAAUAAAUGUUCGAUAUUGCAGUUCUAAAUUUUCAUGACAAACUUGCUUAAUAAAUUGCACAACAAGA
Messenger RNA from Misgurnus anguillicaudatus (oriental weatherfish), 4293 nucleotides. RefSeq names its product mesenchyme homeobox 2b (gene meox2b). Gene Ontology annotation, biological process: somite development; positive regulation of transcription by RNA polymerase II. Lineage: Eukaryota; Metazoa; Chordata; Actinopteri; Cypriniformes; Cobitidae. Gene Ontology annotation, cellular component: nucleus. The record is from RefSeq and is a predicted model, not a curated record. Gene Ontology annotation, molecular function: DNA-binding transcription factor activity, RNA polymerase II-specific; RNA polymerase II cis-regulatory region sequence-specific DNA binding.